Molecule: messenger RNA, 1758 nt
Organism: Paraglomus brasilianum
Lineage: Eukaryota; Fungi; Glomeromycota; Glomeromycetes; Paraglomerales; Paraglomeraceae
Source: the annotation of a GenBank genome assembly
AUGGAACCAGAUAUAAAGACAGAAGAUGAUAUGCAUGUCGAUGCUGCCGAGUUCCAGCCCGUGGAAGAGAGUCUAUCUGCGAUGCAACUUACGCAACCGCAAGGAACAGGCCUUGAUAUGAGAGAUAUGCCAAUUCAUGAACUGAUGGGGAUUUUCUAUCAGCGAAUUUUUCCAUACAAAACUUACUAUCAUUGGCUUAAUUAUGAUACGGUCCCCACAAAAUCGUUUAUAAAUCGUGAAUUUAGUUUUAAUCUGCCCAACGAUGUCUACGUGCGAUACCAGUCAUUCAACAGUCAUGAGGAAUUAAAAGCAGAAUUACUAAAGGAGCUUCCAUCAAAGAUUGAUAUUGGAGCAGUAUAUACGAUCAAGCCAAAGGAUAAGAAGACAGCUCGACCUGGAGCAUUUGUGCCAGUUGAGAAGGAACUAGUGUUCGAUAUUGAUAUGACUGAUUAUGAUGAAAUACGUAAAUGCUGCAGUGGAGGCAAUGUCUGCAUAAAGUGCUGGCAGUUUAUGACAAUUGCUAUUAAAAUCUUGGAUAGCGCACUACGAGAUGAUUUUGGCUUCAAGCAUUUACUUUGGGUAUAUUCUGGUCGACGUGGUGUACAUUGCUGGAUCUGCGACGAGAGAGCGCGAAAGCUGAGCGAUGAAGCAAGGUCAGCUAUCAUUGCAUAUCUUUCGGUGAUAAAGGGUGGUGCACAACAAGCCAAGAAAGUAUUCCUUCCGAAAGCAUUGCAUCCCUCAUUACAGCGGUCCGCCGACAUAUUACGAAGCUAUUUUUCCCAGAUUGUGUUGGAAGAUCAAGACUUACUGAACGAUGAAGAGGGAUGGAGAAAGAUUCUCCAAUGCAUACCUGACGAAGAGACACGGAAGACUCUUUCAGAUGCCUGGAAUGCUGCGCCAUCGCGAACGUCUACGGAUAAGUGGACAGAUUUGGUCUCAGAAUUGAAUCAUGCAUGUGGAACGCUAAAGAAGGAUGUGCUUAAUUACAAGAAUCAAAAAAGAGCUGAUGCUCUUAAGAAUGCAGAACUAGAAAUAAUGUUCCAAUACACAUAUCCGCGUCUGGACGAAAAUGUGUCAACCCACAUAAAUCACUUGCUAAAAAGACGAGUCUGCGUUCCAAUCGACCCCGAAAAGUGUGAGAACUUUGAUCCACAUGAAGUGCCCACAGUAGCUGACUUGCUAUGCGAAUUGAAUAAAUACAGUGUUAAAGAAGAGGGAGAACGGAAGCUUCAUGAUUAUGAAAAGACUUCGCUCAAACCCCACAUAAAGUAUUUCGAAAAUUUUGUUCAAGGAAUUUUUAGAGAGGUUAGAAAUAAGAAACGAGCAUCAACGAUAUGGAAUUUUAAUUUAAAUGGGUCGACCCGAAAGAGAAGAAAGAAUACUCUCGCGGAUGAAAAAAGCACAGCAGUGACCAGCACCAAACAACGACGAGACAAUGCCGCGCGUGGGUCGGAGUUCGAGGCGACCGUAGGAAAAAUCCUCACACAGCGCGGCAUCCGCGUAUAUACAAGGCGGAACUCGAACAGUGAUAGUGGUGUCGACCUCAUGGCCACCGUCAGCAGAACCCAGUAUUUACUUCAGUGCAAGAAUCAUAAGUGCAAGAAUCAUACUGGGAAAAUUACUGCUCAAACCGUUCGAGCAGUAGCUGGCACUGCUAGAAGCGAGGCAGAAGGGUCGAUUAUGGUGCUGGUGGCGAAGGCUAGGGACCAGGACGCCUUCACGGAGGAAUAUGAUGGAUUGCGCAACGGUAAACGUUGA